This is a messenger RNA of Exophiala bonariae, 1056 nucleotides long. RefSeq lists its product as uncharacterized. Lineage: Eukaryota; Fungi; Ascomycota; Eurotiomycetes; Chaetothyriales; Herpotrichiellaceae. The record is from RefSeq and is a predicted model, not a curated record. The coding region runs from base 1 to 1056 and encodes 351 amino acids. The transcript has 4 exons. Gene Ontology annotation, molecular function: oxidoreductase activity, acting on the CH-OH group of donors, NAD or NADP as acceptor.
AUGGCUAGUAUCUCCAACCCGGCAGUGCCCAAGGGCUCGAGGGUGCUCGUCACAGGAGUGAAUGGAUUUCUGGGCUCACACAUUGCAGACCAGUUUCUUCGAAAUGGCUACAAAGUACGUGGCACGGUGCGCGACCCAAGCAAGGAGAGCUGGGCAAUCGACACAUUCACCAAGCUCUAUGGUAAAGAUAAAUUCGAGCUCGUCGCCGUCCCGGAAAUGGAACUCGAAGGCGCGUACGACGAGGUGGUGAAAGGUGUCGACAUAUUUGCACACUCUGCUGCGUUUAUGGCAUUUGUCAACGAGGCAGACAAGGUGAUUCCGAUCACCGUCGCUGGAGCCGUUAAUGCGCUGAAGGCUGCGUAUGCUGAGCCGAGCGUCAAACGAUUCGUCCUGACUUCUUCGUCGGCUGCUGCUGUAGGUGUGCUUGAGAGCGGCAUCACGGUGACUGAGGAGUCCUUCAACACUAAAGCUGUCGAGAGAGCCUGGUCAGGACCACCUUAUGAGCCAGCACGACCGUUGAUCAAUUACGAAGCAAGCAAGACCGAAGCCGAACAGGCAGUCUGGAAGUUUCAUAACGAGAAUCGUAGUAAACGGCCAGAUCUCGUGGUCAACGCUGUCCUCCCAAAUCUCAUUUUUGGGCGUGCCAUCGACCCUAUCGGUCAAGGCAUUCGCAGCAGCGCGGGGUUUGUUGCUGCAUUAUGGAACGGAAAUAAGACAGCCAUUCACGAUGCAAUACCUAGCCAAUAUUUCGUCGACGUCGAGGAUACCGCCCUCUUGCACGUCGCUGCAGGAUUGCUACCAAGCGUCAAAGAUCAACGCAUCUUCGCAUUUGCUGAUCGCUUCAACUGGGAUGCGGUCCUCGACGUCAUGCGGACAUUGGAGCCGGGACGCAAUCUGCCAGAUAACUUUUCAGGAGGUAGAGAUCCGAAUGAGAUCGAGCCUCGCGCCAAGGCUGAGAAUCUCCUGAAAGUGCUGGGGCGUCCAGGCUGGACAAGUUUGAGAGACUCCGUUGCUGCGAACGUCCUGAAUGCAUCCACACGAACCGAUAAAUUGUAA